Molecule: messenger RNA, 3823 nt
Organism: Notothenia coriiceps (black rockcod)
Lineage: Eukaryota; Metazoa; Chordata; Actinopteri; Perciformes; Nototheniidae
Gene: col8a1a
Product: collagen, type VIII, alpha 1a
Exons: 3
Coding region: 79-2298 (739 amino acids)
Biological process (GO): extracellular matrix organization
Molecular function (GO): protein binding; extracellular matrix structural constituent conferring tensile strength
Source: RefSeq, a predicted model, not a curated record
CUGUCUUCCUGCUUUUCUGCUUUUAGUCUGACUGCAGUGAUUAUUCCCCCAUAAAGGCCACUCACAAAGGCCUUGGCCAUGCCUCCCCUCCCUUUCUUUCUGACACUGCUACAGCUCGCAGUACUUACUUGUGUGACUGCUGGGGCAUACUAUGGACACAAGCAACACCCUCAGCAAUACCAGCCGGUGCAACACCACCAACAAAUGGGCAAAGAAGGCUUUCCCCAACAACAGUACCUUGGCAAAGAGGUGCCGUAUAUGCAGUAUCCCCACUACAGGAAGGAGAUUCCCCAGAUGCCCAUGCACAAGGGCAAAGGCAAUGCUCAUAAAGGAGACGGCUAUAAUGGGGGCCAAGACAAAGGUCAGACAAUCCUUAGUGGCGCUGAGGGGAUUCCCCAAGGAGAGCCUGGCCCAGCCGGGCCACCUGGAGCUGAGGGACCCGAAGGACCUCCUGGAGCUUCAGGGAAUGGACAGCCCGGACCCGAGGGACGACCAGGACCACUAGGUCCACCAGGUGGGCCUGGAAUUGGAAAACCAGGUUUGCCAGGACUUGCAGGCAAGCCAGGAGGAAGUGGUGAGCCUGGACCACAAGGAGAAAUGGGCCCUAGGGGUGAGGAAGGGCCAGCUGGGCAGACAGGGCCUCAGGGUCCCCCAGGACCACCUGGGCUGCCAGGAAUAGGUAAACCAGGGGGACAGGGAUUACCUGGCCAACCAGGUCUCAAGGGAGAGCCAGGUCACAAAGGGUUGCCAGGACUACCAGGAUUACCGGGACCCAAAGGAGACAAAGGGAUAGGCCAGCCAGGACAACCUGGUCACAAAGGGCUCCCAGGGACCCAAGGACCUGCUGGCCCAAGAGGGCUGCCUGGUUUUGGAAAACCCGGUUUGAAUGGGGCACCAGGGCCACUCGGACCAUCAGGAGAUAAAGGUCAUCCUGGGGAGCUAGGACCAGCUGGGCCACCUGGGAAAGGAGGACAGCCUGGCCCACCAGGUCUACCGGGUCAGGGAAAACCAGGUCAAAAUGGCCUGCCAGGACAGCCAGGCAUGCCAGGUGGGAAAGGUCAUCCAGGACCACCAGGUCUGCCAGGAAAGCCCGGACUUCCUGGAUUUGGUAAACCAGGGUUCCUAGGACCAAAAGGUGAUAAAGGUAUGGGUGGACAACCUGGACCUUCAGGACCAAAAGGAGAUAAAGGCUACGGGGGCCUGCCUGGUAUGCUUGGACCACCUGGACCAAAUGGUCCACCAGGUCCUACUGGCCCUCUGGGAACCCCAGGUGGUUUAGGUGCACCUGGUCCUAAAGGAGAUUGUGGAGAAGUAGGACCUAACGGGCUUGGAGGAGACCAGGGUAACCCUGGUGCCUCUGGGAUACCUGGUAAGGAUGGUCUACCUGGAGAUCGUGGAGAGCCAGGACCAAGAGGUCCACCAGGACCGGGUGGAACGAAAGGAGAUGGAGGGCAUAAAGGUCUACCUGGUAAGCCUGGAUCUCCAGGACUUCCCGGGCCAAAAGGACAAGGUGGAUUACCUGGUGCACUGGGACCUCAAGGUCCUAAAGGAAUCCCUGGAAUGGAUGGCACUGUAGGACCAAUUGGGCCUUCUGGUCUCCCAGGUUCAAAAGGAGAUGGCGGUGUUCCUGGUCCACCAGGCAUUGCAGGUGAGGGAAAUUCAGGUCUUCCUGGUCCCAUAGGACCCCAAGGGAAAGAGGGGCCAUCAGGGCCAGCUGGACAACGUGGUCAGCCUGGCCUCCCUGGACCACCAGGCCCAACUGGUGCAUCGGGUCUGUCCCCUGAGUUCGCUGGAGUGCUCUCUCAAAUGGGCCCUGAACUAGAUGGUGUUAAGACUGGCGGCUAUGGAAAGAAGGGAAAGUAUGGAGGCAACGGGGCAGAAGCAAUGGGGGCCAGUGGGCUGGAAAUGCCAGCGUUCACAGCUGUAAUAACCACUCCCUUUCCACCUGUGGGCACUCCAGUCGUCUUCGACAAGCUCUUGUACAAUGGUCGCCAAAACUACAACCCAGAAACAGGAAUCUUCACCUGUGACAUGCCCGGCAUUUAUUACUUUGCCUACCACGUUCAUUGCAAAGGAGCUAAUGUCUGGGUGGCUUUGAUGAGGAACAAUGAGCCAGUGAUGUAUACAUAUGAUGAAUACAAAAAGGGUUUCUUAGAUCAAGCAUCAGGAAGUGCAGUACUACCUCUACAACCGGGGGACACUGUGUAUAUUCAGCUGCCCUCAGAUCAGGCCUCAGGACUUUAUGCUGGACAGUAUGUGCACUCCUCAUUCUCUGGAUAUUUGUUAUAUCCAAUGUGAAACCACAAACUACAGAGAUAGAGGUACUUCUAUGAGAUCAAAGUGGGAGCCUAUUUUGUAUAAUAUAAACAUUAUUAUAAACCACCAAAGACUUAGCAGUCUUAUAUAAUGGUAAGUCAACAAAGUAUUGAUCUCAUCAGCAGAGAUGAGAGGACAAAUCAGAAGCCUGAAGGUUUGUAUGUGCAGCAGCUGUUAUACUUUAUAGCCUUAUAGCAACAUAAUUUGGAGAGUAAUGUUUCUUUCUUUUACAGCUUUGAAAAUAUAAUAGAAUAUAUAAAAAGGCAUUAAAAGAAGAGAAAAAAAACGAUUUGCAUUUUGUACAAACAUAUGAAAGGGAAGAAGGGUACAUGUGAAGUGUAUGCAAAAUAAAACUAAAACAAACCAAUUCUAGUUACGCAAAGCCACAUUUUGCUCCUGCACCUCUUCAAAACUGGCAGCUACCCAUUGUGGUGACGAAUGUGAAAAUAUUUCAAAACAUGAUGGUUUAUUCAUUACAGUACAACAUUUAAAGCGUGCAUGCAUUCAUAAUAAAUAUAAAUGUAUGAUAAUUGCAAGCAUCUGAAAUGAUUUAUAGGAAAUGAAAAAGUAAAGUGUUUACAUUAAACCAUUUUGUAUAGGUUUUGGAGGUAAACACAUUUGUGGUCAUAACCAGCAAUUCAGAUUUUUCAUGGACCAAUCUCUUAAUCCCCCAUGUGGAUUACCAAAAAUAAUUACAUUUGCAAAUUACAAUGUGGGAGCAACCUAUAUGACUUGUAUAAGCCUCAGCAUAAUAGGGCCGACUGGUAUUGGUGGUGAAUUAUUUUAUGGCAAAAAAUAUGCUCACCCAUGAUAUAUGUGGCUGACUGACAAUUGCUCCCAUGAGUGAGAUUCAAUAGGUAAGAAUGUAAUAUUGAUCUUAUGUUUUAGUUUUUACUUACAGGUAUAUGGGUGUAAAGAAACAAAAUGUGUGUGCAAAAGUGCAAAGGUCAAACUAACAUACCAUAUUGCCCUGGCCUAUGAAAACCACUCCAUAUGCUAUAUAUUAAAGACGACAAAAAAACGUAUACGGCUUAUAUGUGUCAUUCGGUUACCAACAUGAUCAAAUAACUCUGCAUUUAGGUUUCUUUCAGAGCGAAAUCAUGUUGGGAAUAAAUUCAAAUGAACUAUAUUCUUACUUACUCUUUUUAUUUAAAAUUAAACUGAUUGUAUUUUGUAACUGUUUUGUAAGAUUAAUCAUUUUUUAGUUGUAACAGCACCCUUGGUGAGCUUCAUUUGGUACGUCUUGCUGCCAGGUUUAAAGAAAAUACAAAUACAUUUUUAUCACAAUUAACUCAAAGCAAGUGUUGAAUGUCGCAGCAAUUCAUAAGAAUGGUUAUGUCAAUAAUUUAUUAUUUAAUCUGCCGAUCCCUUGCAUGCUAUGACAAGGACAAAAUGCAUGACAACUUUUAAAGGAAAACUAAAUGUAUAUUUCUUAUUUUAUCACGGUGCUAAUAUUGUCGUUGUAACCAAAGAUUUAAUGUCUUAAUUUUUUCACUUUUGUUAUCGC